Messenger RNA from Oncorhynchus gorbuscha (pink salmon), 1236 nucleotides. It is a transcript of the gene sult2st3, whose product is annotated as sulfotransferase family 2, cytosolic sulfotransferase 3. The transcript has 6 exons. Gene Ontology annotation, biological process: sulfation. Gene Ontology annotation, cellular component: cytoplasm. The record is from RefSeq and is a predicted model, not a curated record. Bases 101 to 967 code for a protein of 288 amino acids. Gene Ontology annotation, molecular function: sulfotransferase activity. Lineage: Eukaryota; Metazoa; Chordata; Actinopteri; Salmoniformes; Salmonidae.
CAAAAGGAAUGCACUUCCCUCCCACUUUACUGACUCGCAGACAUUGUUUUUCACCGAAAAUUAGCAUACUUUACUUUAACUCUGUAAAUUGUGUUUAAGUAUGGCGAAUGAUGGAAAUUAUAUCGUUUAUCACGGUCUUUUGUGCCCGAAAGAAACUCACUCGUUUGAAAGUUUUAAAUACGCGGAGGAAAUUAAAGUUGAAGAUGAAGAUAUUUUCACAGUGACUUACCCAAAGUCUGGCACCACAUGGAUGCAAGAGAUUGUACCUUUAGUCCUAAAUGGAGGAGACCUUACUCCAGUGCAAACUAUUCCCAACUGGGACCGGGUUCCCUGGCUGGAGGAGACACGAGCAGCCCUAGUUCUGGACCGUCUGCCCUCACCACGGGCAAUGGUCUCUCAUAUGCCCUACCAUCUCAUGCCCCCCUCCUUCUUCCCCUCCAAAGCCAAGAUCAUCUAUGUUACCCGGAACCCAAAAGAUGUUAUGGUGUCAUCAUUUCACUUCCACAAGAUGGCCAGUUUCCUGGAUGACCCUGGGACUUUUGAUGAGUUUCUAAAUAAGUUUCUCUCUGGGCAAGUGUUGUUUGGGAAGUGGACAGACCAUGUGAAAAGCUGGCGAAAUUCAGAUCUGGGAGACAGAAUCCUAUACAUUACCUAUGAAGAAAUGAUCAAGGACCUGCGGGGAGUGCUGGAACGCCUCUCACGGUUCCUUGGUCGGGACCUAAGUGAAGAAACUCUGGAUCGUGUAGCCAACCACUGCUGUUUCAGCAACAUGAAGUUAAAUGCAAUGUCAAACUACUCCCUGGUGCCACAGGAGAUCAUGGAUAGCAGCAAGUCCACCUUCCUUAGAAAAGGGGUUGCUGGAGACUGGAAAAAUCAUUUCAGUCCUGAGCAGGAUUUCAAAUUCACAGCUGUUCUAAAAGAGGAAAUGAACGGAACAAACAUAAAAUUCCCAUGGGAUGAGGAGUGAACAGGUGGAAAUGUACCAACAACGUUUUCUUGACAUUGCAGGCAGUUAGACAGUGGAGAAUUUAAAACAAAUUGACUUUCUAAAUGCAUCCACAGCACAAGUGUAAUGUCACUUAUGCAUUUAUUCCUCAUUAUUAUUUUUCAAUUAUUUAUUUUUCUCUCUCUGCAUUGUUGGGAAGUAAGCAUUUCAGUAUUAGUCUACACCUGUUGUUUAUGAAACAUGUGACAAAUAAAAUUAGAAAUGGUCCAAAAGUCCUGCUGCCACAGGAA